Molecule: messenger RNA, 2509 nt
Organism: Perognathus longimembris pacificus (Pacific pocket mouse)
Lineage: Eukaryota; Metazoa; Chordata; Mammalia; Rodentia; Heteromyidae
Gene: Mettl4
Product: methyltransferase 4, N6-adenosine
Exons: 9
Coding region: 690-2111 (473 amino acids)
Cellular component (GO): RNA N6-methyladenosine methyltransferase complex; cytosol; nucleus
Molecular function (GO): nucleic acid binding; RNA methyltransferase activity; site-specific DNA-methyltransferase (adenine-specific) activity
Source: RefSeq, a predicted model, not a curated record
UGGGCCGCGCCCCGCCCCGCCGUCUCGCGGGCACAAGUGGCGUCGCUUUGCGAGUGUGAGCUUCUGCUCUCUGCCAGGUUCAAUCUGUCUUUUGAAAGUUGCACUGAAGGCCCGAGAGCUCCCAGGUCGCCGCGGAAUGGUCUGGACGCUCUAAGCACCUUUUCCGUACAGUAAUAUGGCGGCGCCCAUGGGCUCCGUAUUAUUAUUUUUAAUGGUGACUGUUUAGUUUGUGCUAUUUCCGUGAGGAAGUCUGAGAAGUCGGCGUGCAUUUUUCCUGCCGUGGACGAGGACACUUUCAACCUUUUAAGGAUUUGUUGACUUCCAUACCUGAAGAAUGUGGACCUAGUGGCUAGAUCCAAGAACUAAAGCAAGAAGUUAUGGAAGACAUGAGAGGAUAGAGGGAGGAUCCUAUUGAGAUUUGAGAUAAUAGCAAGUUAAAAUCUUCCUUGUCUAAGUUGGAUGAAAAAUUUUGAAUGAUCAACUCUGAAAUGAAAAGUUUAUAUGAAAACAUUGCAGUUUUCCAUAGAGUUGUUAUAUAUAUGAACAUUUAGGAAUGCUAAAUUCUCUUUUGUGCACAUCAAAUCUGUCUAUGUGCAUGAAGUACAUGUUUACUGAAAUACGGACUAUUUAAGAACUUGAUAUUCAGAGUUCAGUUUUACUUCAUUUUCAGACGUUCUUGAAGGAAGAAUAUGUCUGUGGUACACCAGCUAUCAUCUGGGUGGUUACUGGAUCACCUUUCUUUCAUUAACAAGAUAAAUUACCAAUGUCAUCAACAUCACAAGCCUCAUUGCAGCAAAAAUAAGCCUCCUUCUUUUGUCAACUUUGAUUCUCUUCAAAUGGAUUCUUUGUCAUGUUUUGGUGCCUCUGCUCCAUGUACUGCUUUGGACUCUACCACUAAGCCAGAGAAUGAGGAUGGAGGAAAUUGUGAAGUGUUCACAGAAAAAUAUGUCUUUCGAACUGAACUAUUUAAUGUCACCAAACCUUAUAUAACUGCACCUGUUCACAAAAAACACCAACAAAGCAAUGAAGAAGAAAGUCUAAUGAAUGGUGUUAAGACAGAAAUCUCCAUUUCUGUUGUUGGGAAGAAGCGUAAAAGAUGUGUUCCUUUCAAUCACGGUGAAUUGGAUGCUAUGGAGUAUCAUAGAAAGAUCCGAGAACUGCUUUUGGAUGGAUCUUUACAGUUAAUCCAAGAAGGUGUCAGAAGUGGUUUUCUUUAUUCACUUGUUGAAAAUCGAGACAAGUGUAGUGGUGAACCCAUUAUUUUACCCCUUGAGACCUGCAGUUUGUCUGAACUAUGUGAAAUGGCAAAGCAUUUGCCUUCUCUGAAUAAUAUGGAACUUCAGACAUUACAAUUAAUGGAAGAUGAUACUUCUGUUACAGAGCAGGAUUUGUUUUCACGGGUUGUUGAAAACAAAUCUAGCUUCUCAAAAAUGAUUACUUUAAUGGGACAGAAAUACCUGCUGCCACCAAAAAGCAGUUUUCUUUUGUCUGAUAUUUCUUGUAUGCAGCCACUUCUGAACUGUAGGAAAAAAUUUGAUGUAAUUGUGAUUGAUCCACCAUGGCAAAAUAAGUCAGUUAAAAGAAGUAACAGGUACAGUUAUUUGUCAUCACUGCAAAUAAAACAGAUACCCAUUCCUGAACUGGCUGCACCAAACUGCCUAGUUGUUACUUGGGUGACCAAUAGACAGAAGCACCUGCGUUUUGUGAAGGAAGAGCUUUAUCCUUCUUGGUCUGUGGAGAUGCUUGCAGAAUGGCAUUGGGUAAAAAUCACCAAUUCGGGACAGUUUGUGUUCCCAUUAGACUCACCACACAAAAAGCCUUAUGAAGGUCUUAUGUUGGGGAGAGUUCAAGAAAAAGCUGCUUUACCAUUAAGGAACCCAGAUGUAAAUGUGCCGCCCCUUCCAGAUCACAAACUGAUUGUCAGUGUGCCUUGUAUUCUUCACUCACAUAAACCCCCUCUUGCUGAGGUUCUGAAAGAUUACAUCAAACCAGAUGGAGAAUGUUUGGAAUUAUUUGCUCGAAAUUUACAACCAGGUUGGACUAGUUGGGGCAAUGAAGUUCUCAAAUUUCAGCAUGUGGAUUAUUUUAUUGCUCUGGAGUCUGGACACUGAUGCUAAUGUUACUGAACAGUACUGUCCUCAUUGUUUCCUCACCCUUGUUCUCUUCAUCUCUGUUUUCCUUCAAUACAAACCUGUAUGCUUAGAAAUGUUAAUAGGAUUUGGUCUUUUAGUAAAGUGCUCAGAAAUGAAUAUCCUUCAGGUUAAUUUUAGAUGAAUCAUGCUUCACUAAUAUCCCAUGUUUUUCAAGACUCUACAAUUAAAGAUGUUAGCAGCUAGAACAAAGCAGCUAGAGCAGGCUAUUAAGUGUGGGUAGCAUAUGCUGUGGUCCUGCCUAUGAAUGUGUUUGUCAAUAUGGUAUUGUUAAAACGAAGUAAAAAGAGCUGGAAACUGGUAGCUCCUGCCUAUAAUCCUGACUACUCAGGAGGCUUAGAUCUGAGGAUCAUGGUUUG